GUUGGCACAGGUUUGUUGUGAUAAUUAAACAGUUUCCCGUUUUACUGAAUCCUUUCUACUCUUUUCACAUCUAACCACAACCCGACCCCUUAAAAUGGGUGGCAAACACAAACAAGCCCAACGAAUCAAGAACAAUGCUAGGCCUUCGAGCAGUGGCCGCAGCGCUGAACUUCUAGCUUCGUCGUCCCAAAUACCCCAGUUUUCCUCGGUGAAAGAGAUCCGAUUCGUUCCACCCACGUUGUCUCUGAUGAAGACGGAGGAGUUUGAUUCUUCCGUAUCGCCCGCCUUCCAGAUAGUGUUCAAGAAAAUGAACAAAAAGGACUGCACUACGAAGAUUAAAGCGUUGCAGGAGUUUUCUGAUCUUAUUGCGGGGUCUGAGGCUGAAGCGGUUAAGGCGAUUUUGGCGUUUUGGGCUACGUUGUAUAGCAUUUUGGCCACGGAUACGGAUCAUAGAGUUAGAGAGGCCGUGCACAGCGCGCACUAUCAGAUUAUUCUAAAAGACAAAAAAAUUAUAGCUCCUUAUUUGAAACAACUCAUCGGACCUUGGUUUACCUCACAGUACGAUAAUUACCCGCCGGCUGCCACAGCAGCCGCUAAAGCCUUCACUGCCGCUUUUCCGCCAAACAAAAUCCAAGAUUGUGUAGUUUUUUGCCAAAAAGAAAUCCUCACUUACAUUUAUGAUAACCUGACGUCGAAACUCGAAAGCGGUUCAAAGAGUGGCACAAACGAAGACGCGGAGGCUAAAUUCGAGAGAAUUAUUAUAUCCAGCCUUCAAGGCUAUUGUUUAUAUUUAGAUACUUUGACUAAUGAGCAAAUUGAGAAAAGUACCGAACUCAAUAAGCAGAUUAUUAGCAAUUCUAGGUUUCUCAAGUUGGCCACUCACAAAUCGGCUUUUAUUAGAGCCACUUGGUUUAAAGUUCUGGCCGCUUUGUAUUAUAAGGCGCCGUUUUUGCUGAGCGACGAACACAGUCACGUCGUACCUGUUAUUUUUAACAAUUUGGAUGAGAGCGAACCGGCGGUCGUGGGGUUCGUGUGGGAAGCGGCGCUGCUGAUAAUGGAGUUAGGACAGGAAUGGUGGAAACACAUCCAUAUCGACAAAAACUAUAUAUCAAAAUUAAAAAAAGUACUCAGAGAAGGAGGCCAAGGCAACGCGAGCGCCAUCUACCCCAACUUACUCUCGCUUCUCCACAACCUUCCACCCUCGUUACGCGCGGACCAAUUUUACGACAACUUCUUCGAAAAUCUACGUUUCGGGCUAAAGCGCAGGACCGUCUUAAACAGCAAAUCCGAAUCCACGGCGGUCGUCUCGGCCCUCGUCGAAUGCCUACAAUAUGUAAUUCUAAUCAACCAAGACAACACCGACCUGUGCGAGAAACUCAUCAAAUCGCACCUUUUGACUUUGAUCGAGUGGAGCCUGAAAGCGGAACAAGUUUGUUAUCGGACGGUUUUCCAUCACGUGACGUUGUUGCUGCAGUACUGGACCAGAAACAAAGACAGCGUCCAGAAUUACCCCAAGUAUCUGGACCUUUUCUGGACCAGUUUGAUCGACUUGUUGGAGACGAUAUCCACCUGUGAGGACGGUAAUCAAGACCUGGCGGACCGACAAGUCACUUUCAUGCAGCAAUUAAAACACAUCGCCAAGCCGCGCGAACAAAUGAAAGUCAAGUUUUCGAACGAGGGCGAAGUGGGUGACAGCUGUCACGUGACACCCAGUCAAGUGGAUGCGUCGUACAACGCACACUUGACCCGAUUGGCGUACACGAUAAUCAAGUCGUACGUCCGCCAAAUCCAAGAGCACAAAUCCACGUUCCUCCUCCAGAACCUGUUCUCGCUAGUGCGGCUUUUCGAAAGCCGCGAGUUUCUCGCAGGUUUGGCCACAAUCCUAAACGGGGACCAAAAUUUACCCAACAUUUACCACAAUUUGUUGCACACGUGGCUAAAGUCGUCUGACUUGUGUUCGGAAGUCAUAGUCGAGCUGACGUUCAUUCUGACGCAGUACGUCGACGAUGGCGACAAGAGCGCCAUCUUGGCGUCGUUUCUGGAAUUUAGUGAGCAGGAGUCGUUCGGGUGGUGCGUAAAAGGGGCAUUUUCGCACCCCUAUAAUCAAGAUAGUGUGGUACAAAAGUGGAUCAAGAAUAAACAAGUCGGGGAGUUUUUGGUUGCCGCGACUGAUGCCAACUUACGAAUCGAGUGUCCGGCUGAGUUACAAAAUGUGUUCAAGCUGGCCUUCACGGAAAACCGAGACGGAGAAUUUCUCACUGAUAAAGAAACCAUUUCCAAUAUUAUUAACAAAAUCAAACAACCCCUUCUCCACCCUGAAGACUUCUCGACUUCGAUUGACUCAUGCGCACAUCUAGCGUCCUACGUUACCGACAUGAUCUACGCUGAGAACUCGUUGCUCAAAUAUGGCGACGAGCUGCUCCUCGCGCUUUUCCAGUUUUCUUGCGACGACCACACCGACUUGGAAUUCCUCACUGAAGACACCCAAUGGGAGAUCAACACGUCAUGGCAGGACGUCGUCACAGCACUCUCGAAAAGUUUGCCAAAACAAGAACUACUGGAAAUAAUUGGCAAGCUUGCGCAGUUGGUAGAAGCGAAUUUCUUAGACAGGUGUCCCUCUGAAUUGUCUACCAACCGAAUAAUCGCAACCAUAGUCAACGUGAUUAGGGCAGUUUUUAACGGUCAACCCUUGAUAAUCACCGAUGUUUUUAACUUGUUUUUUAAUCGCGCAUUUCUGCCAACUUGGAAGCACAAAAUCGAGGAGUUGUGCAUUCUGGCGGAGUAUUUGAACGGAAAUUUAGCUAAUAGUGGAGGAAGUGUGAGGAAAAGUGGCGAAGUCGAGGAGGAAAACAUUUUGAGAUACUUCGUAUGGGGGUUGAUUAAAGUGGCAGUAGUGUCGUCACCGUUGGAAAAUCGCGACGAAGACGAAGAAGAAGAAAAUGAAGACGUGGAAACCAAAGAGGUUGUUUAUAGCAUAGACGACAACAAGAACUUAGUUGCAGACAUGUUGUAUCUACUUGUGUGCGCCCAGUCGUUUCUGAAGAAUUACAAAAUGAACAAAUAUUACACAACGAUAUCGCAACAGUACGAUCUUUUAAAAACCAAAACUAAGAAACUGGUGGAAAGGGUACAAAUCUGUGACGAGAUUAACAGUGUGCUUGUUGCAAACUCAAACUCAAAUUCGUUUCUUUGGACGAAAACUUUGUACCUCUUCCACCAGGAGCUUUUAUCGAAGUCGCCACAAGAGACGUUCAAGGAGUGCUACAAAGCCGCCACAAACGACUUAAGUAAAAUCCACUUAAGCCAGAUAUACGGACCCCAUAUAGACUUCGACUACGUCGACUUCAGCCCCUCUGUAUUCCACAGCGUCGUCGUGCUGCGCAAUUUAACCCACUGCGACGAAAUCGAAGUCCAAAUUGCCGAAGUUUUCGAAAAAAUCAAAAAACUGCGCAGCGAAAACAUCCCCAGAUUUAUACUAGACACUAAAGACAUGACGUGGAGCGACAUGGAGACCAUUAUCGAAAUAAUCCGCCUUUUUUCCCGACUUAUCAAAGACAAAUUCGAGUGUCUCAGUCGCCAGCACUGGGACUUAGGUGUCAUUUGCCUAUCUUCAUGGGCUUCCAACUGCUUCAAACUUCGCGCUGGUUACGACAGCGAGCAAAUCCAAGCUUUCGUGGUGGCAGUGUGCGACUUUUACGUCAUUCUUAGCCAGAAAAUGGCGGAUUUGAAGGUCAAUAACGUGAAGAACAACUUCGCUGAAGAGUGGGAGGAUUUGUUUUUGCCGGAAAUACACGCAGAGUUGUUGCAAUUGUGGUUGUACUUCGCUGAUCAAUUUGGCGCGAAAAAGCCGCUUUCGGUUGAGUAUGAGGCUUUCGUGCAAGCGUUCGGUAAAGUGAGCGACCAUUUUGUCGCCAAGUUGAUUUUCAGUAAAGAGAAUGUGUUACCGCACUGGAAUAAAAUUGUGAAGCGGUGUGUUAACUUGAUUGUUAACUCGUCGGCCAUUCUGCAACUGUGGGGGUACAAGAUGUUGCUGGUUCUUGUACCCGGGUUGGUCGAGAUUGACUUGCAGUCGGAUAGUAGCAGCACGCCGAACACUAAAGGGUUCACGAUCGAGCAAUUUAGGGAAAUUUUGCAGCAAACACACAGUGUAGUCGACGGGGUGUUAGCCGGUUUUAAGUUGGGAGAAGACAGCUGUCAAGUUACUCCGUUCACCGAUUCGUUUACGUAUACCUUCGCCUACUUGAUUCUGUGGGGAGUUUUGCUCCACUUGUGUGAGAAAUCGCCGCCCGAGCUUCGCUACCAAUACGCUGAUUGGCUACGAAACGAGAACUACCUGAAAAACUUGUUAAACAACUUAUUCAAACUAAUGCCAACGGAGAUUUUGCAUUACAGCGAAGGCAAAGCCAAAGCUUUCGCUAAACUCUUCCUCAAAGAGCCGACUUUGACGUUUACAGAGGCUUGCACCAGCGAACAACUUGAACACGUCGUCUGCUGGAUCUACGCUUUCUGUUUAUCGCAGCUGCCGGCUCUGGUGAGGCAGUGGUGGUCCGAAACCGAAACUAAAGUGUCUCAAAUCGUGGAAAAAGUCACUUCGUUUUACGUUUCGCCGCAGCUGUGUAGUCAAGAGUUGGCGGAUGUGGGGCACCGAGAAAACAAAUUCAAGAAUAUGACGAUCAAAAUUAUCCCGUCGGUGCGCGAAGUUGUGGCUAUUUAUACCGUCGACGAGGCGCAGAUGGAACUGGUGAUCACUCUACCUCAGAAUUAUCCUUUGGGGGGACCAGACGUUAGGUGUAGUCGACAGAUCGGGGGGCCGUCGCAUAAACAAUGGCUCAUGCAACUGAAGAAGUAUCUUUUACACCAGAAUGGGCGAAUUUGGGAUGGUUUGUCCCUUUGGAACAGCAGCUUAGACAAGAAGUUUGAUGGGGUGGAAGAGUGCUACAUUUGUUUUGCGGUGUUGCACCCAGGUACCUACCAGUUGCCAAAAUUAACGUGUCAAACUUGUAAGAAGAAGUUCCACUCAGGUUGUUUGUAUAAGUGGUUCAGCACAAGCAACAAGAGCUCCUGCCCUAUAUGUCGGAAUCUGUUCUAACCAGCGCAUAGAUUAUAUUUUAUUAUGUUACCGUAUUUUAAUAAAAAUUUUGUUGAUCA
Messenger RNA from Zophobas morio, 5148 nucleotides. RefSeq names its product Listerin E3 ubiquitin protein ligase 1 (gene Ltn1). The transcript is spliced from 15 exons. The record is from RefSeq and is a predicted model, not a curated record. Lineage: Eukaryota; Metazoa; Arthropoda; Insecta; Coleoptera; Tenebrionidae. Gene Ontology annotation, molecular function: ribosomal large subunit binding; zinc ion binding; ubiquitin protein ligase activity. Gene Ontology annotation, biological process: rescue of stalled cytosolic ribosome; ribosome-associated ubiquitin-dependent protein catabolic process. Gene Ontology annotation, cellular component: cytosol; RQC complex. The coding region runs from base 95 to 5089 and encodes 1664 amino acids.